Molecule: messenger RNA, 2996 nt
Organism: Phycodurus eques (leafy seadragon)
Lineage: Eukaryota; Metazoa; Chordata; Actinopteri; Syngnathiformes; Syngnathidae
Gene: borcs7
Product: BLOC-1 related complex subunit 7
Exons: 5
Coding region: 263-574 (103 amino acids)
Cellular component (GO): BORC complex
Source: RefSeq, a predicted model, not a curated record
CUCCCUUCCCUAAAACCUUGUUACGCCCCUUCCACUUUCACUUAAUUUGUUAAAAACUCAUUUUUUAAAUUAAUUAGAAAUACAGCUUUGUGCAUAUCUAGCUAUGCCAGCGUCACACAGUGGCAGGUAGUAUAACAGAUUAUUUUCCGUGAGAUGCCAUAAGGUACGACACACACAAAAAAAGAGGUUGUUUUGGGGCAGACGCCAUGCACACUAGUUCGUCCCUGCCCGCGUACCGUCGUUAGUCCACAGUAAAUCAAACAUGGCGACGACCGAAGCUCAACCUCGGUUUGGUCAAUCCGUGAAAGGCUUAUUAUCCGAUAAAGUUGGCUCUUGCAGCGUGGACGUGAUCGCCUUGACGCGCCAGGUGCUUAAAGUUUCUCGCAGCCAAGAGCUUUUAGGUCAAGCAGCCAGAAACAUGGUCAUUCAGGAGGAUGCUAUCCUACACUCCGAGGACAGUCUAAGAAAAAUGUCCAUUAUAACUACACAUUUACAAUAUCAGCAAGAGGCUAUCCAGAAGAAUGUGGAGCAUUCUAAAAACCUACAGGAUCAGCUGAUGCAUCUGCUCAAGUGACAGAAGACAAGUGUGUUAAGUUAUUCUUCAUUAGAUAAGACCUGCCACAACAUUGUGACUACCUGCGGAAUAUGGAUCAUUUUCAUAUAAUUUGAUCAAUAAAAAUAAAGACAUGGCCCACUGAAUUUCCUUUUGAAAAUCAAUUAAUUUUACUGGUAUGAGUAUUUGAAGUAAUAUUGGCAGUUGGUAUCCGUUAAAUGGUCAUAAUUGUUUCUAAGAGGAAGAAAAAUGAUUCUAAAGUAAUAUUGUUCAACUUCUAAAUGCCAAAAUGCCUUUACAGUUUGGUGUCCAAAAUGAGGUUUCAUGAUUUGCAACAAGUUUUCUGAAGAUGCUAAUUACAUUUUUGGAUUGAUAUGCAGUACAUUAUUAACGAACACAAAUGCAUCUUCAGUCUUCAGAGUUCCCUCAUGGGUUCUUUUACAAGUGGUACUUCUUUGUCACUCAAGCUGUCUAAUGCCACUGGAGAAAGCCUCAUUAUGUUUUUGCAAUACACCAGAGAGCUCUGUGAGCUCAAGUCCCAGGAUGACGCAGCCAUUUUGCAUUCACACAGUAGCAGACAGCAAAAUAAAUUAUUUCUGAGAUAUUAAUGAAUAUGUAUAAAUUUGUGAAAGUAUCGGAACUAUUGCAUGUCUCUACCAUUGUUACGAUUGUGUAAAGACAAGAUUGUAAUGAGUUUAAUGAGUAGUUGGGAUCAUUUAUGAACUUCUGCAGAGUUUGAAGGGCAACAUGUAAAUUUUGCCACUCACAAUUUUUAUGAAGCUGUUUUAUGUCUGGCGGCCCAGUGGAUGACUGGUUAGCACGUCUGCCUCACAGUUCUGAGGACCUGGGUUCAAAUCUGGCCUUGCCUCUGUGGAGUUUGAAUGUUCUCCCUGUGCCUACUGGGGUUUUCUCUGGGCAUUCCGGUUUCCUCCCACAUCCCAAAAUCAUGUAUGGUAGGUGAAUUGAAGACUCUAAAUUGCCUGCAGGUGUGAUUGUGAGUGUGAAUGGUUGUUUGUUUCUAUGUGCCCUGCGAUUGGCUGGCGACCAGUUCAGGGUCUUUCGCCCGGAGUCAUCUGGGAUAGGCUCCAGCACGCCCACGACCCUAGUGUGGAUAAGCGGUAGGGACGAUGAAUGAAUUAAUGAAUGAUGUCUUCACUAUUAUGUACUUUUGUCUUUGCGUGAUAAAAAGAAGUCUUUGACUGGGCCCCCACUAUUUGCUCUGUCAAUAAGGGAUUGUCUUUACUGUGAAUACCUAAAAAUUAAAAGGUCCCAUAUUUUGCCUAUUCAGAUCUCCAUGGCUGGCGACCAGUUCAGGGUGGACCCCGCCUCUCGCCCAGAGUCAGAUGGGAUAGGCUUCAGCACACCCGCGACCCGAGUGUGGAUAAGCGGUACGGAAGAUGAAUGAAUGUUUUAUGUCUCUACCAUUCUGCACUUUUGUUUUUACCGUGAUGAAAAGAAGUGUAUUUGAAUUGGGCCCCCACUAUUUGCUCUGUCAAUAAGGAUUGUCUUUACUGUGAAUGCCUAAAAUUAAAACGUCCAUGGACUGAGUAUAAAAAGUGUCAAUUUCAUUUCGGAAAACACCACGGUAUGAGUCAGUGUGUCCAGAAAAGGUCACUCUGACAGCUACUUCUGUUUGACCCAGUUUUGUAUCCACUUUGUCCAUAUUUGGCUAAGACCGCCCCCUUUCCGCAGAUUGGUUGCCUCCGUGUAGAAGACACACUUGUGACAGCACGUGUUUGUUAUGCGGACAGCACUGGCUCGGCAGCGGAGAGCUAGGCAGAGAUCUUCACUAGUGAGAUAAGCUCGAGAAAUUCGACUGACCUGAUUUCAGGCCUCUUGGCAGGAAAACGACUGGAAUUUAGGAAUGGGUCGACGAUUUUAAUUCAUAUUUCACAUGUUUAGUGAGGCACCAUAGAGCCAAUAUAACUACCAAAUACUAGAAAAAGUUGGUUUGUUAAAAUACGGGACCUUUAAAUCAUCAAUAACUUUUUGAAAAUAGAAUUUUAGCCAUGGCUGUUUCACCAUGGGAGAUAUUUACCCAUAUAAAACCAAGGCAGCAUAAAAAACUGCUAAAUUAAAAUAUAAUUUCUGUUAUUGAUCAAAUUAUAUGAAAAUGGCCCAUAUAUAUUCCAUGCAAUAGUUGUAUCUAUUGUUUUUCCUGUACAAAGAUGGUAAUGUUAAGUUUUGAUGGACAUGAACUGCUGUUAGCAAUAUGUUUGUUAUUGUGGUUGUGUAAUAUUUCUGACUCGUAAUAAUUGAGGUAAGUGAAAUAAUAGAUACAGUUCUCUUUAUAAUGCUGUAUAGCUUGUCUCCACUGCCUCGGGAUUAGUUAGGCAUUCUGAGAGAAUUGUUUGCAAGAUUUUCUUUUUCUUUGUUUUGAUCAAUUGUAUCCAUUGGCUUCUGAUACGUGGAUGACAAUAAACGGACAGAUUUAUUCUUCUCA